AUGCUUUUCUCUCAGUCCCUUGGAGUCGUGGCUCUUACUACGUUGGCCGCUGCUCAUCCCUCAAAAACUAUUUCCACUCGAGAAGUCGGCCAACGUCCAGCUCUUGGAUGGAACGGUUGGAACCAAGGACAAUGCAAUGCUGCUAGUGAGAAGGUUGCUCUUGCAACAGCCAAGAGAUUCAUAGAUCUUGGUCUUAAGGACGCCGGAUAUCUGUAUGUCAACAUCGACGAUUGUUGGUCUACAAAGCAGCGUGAUUCGAAGGGCAACUUGGUCCCCGACCCCAGUAAAUGGCCGAGGGGUAUCAAGCCCGUCGUCGAUGAGAUCCACGCAAUGGGCCUCAAGUUUGGCCUGUACGGUGACGGUGGUGCCAAGACUUGUGCAGGUUUUCCUGGCAGCGAAGGCCAUGAGAAGCAGGAUGCAGACCUUCUUGCCAGCUGGGGUGUUGACUACUGGAAGUACGACAACUGUUACACACCCUGCAACACAGGCAAUGGUGCCGACAUUCAGACCUGCCCGGACGCUCAAGCCCCUAACUCUAGGCCUCGAUAUGAGAAGAUGAGAGACCUUCUCCGAGCCACAGGAAAGGACAUUCUCUACUCUCUCUGCAACUGGGGCUACGAUGAGGUGUGGACUUGGGGUGCUCAGGUUGGCCACAUGUGGCGAAUGAGUGUCGACAACUGGGGUAAAUGGGAGGACGUUGUUCGCAUUGCCAACCAGGCUGCGCCCAUCCUGAAGUACACCCAGUCAGGUCGCUACAACGAUCUCGAUAUGAUGAUUCUUGCCAAUGGUGCUUUGACUCCUGCCGAAGAGGGAACCCAUUUCGGAAUCUGGGCUAUCACAAAGUCUCCUAUCAUCCUGGGAACAGACAUGACCAAGCUUAACGCCGCAGAGAUUAAGCUCAUCACAAACAAGGGUCUCCUGGCAGUCAACCAAGACUCCCUCUCCAAGCCUGCUGUGCCCUUCACUCCCGCCGGAACUCCUGCUAAGGGAAACAACGAAAUCUACCCUUACUGGUCAGGCCCUCUGUCAACAGGCACGGUUGUCGCCAUUGUUGCCAGUAAGGAUAGCACGACUGCCAAGCUUAGCCUCGCUCAGGUUCCUGGGCUCAAGGAUAUGGAUUACUCAUGGACAGAGCUCCUGACUGGCGCCAAGGGCAAGGGCAGGACAGUUGAGGCAAAGUUGGAGAAGCAUGAUAUCGCGGUAUUCCGCAUUGAUCAUAACUAG
Fusarium sp. VM40 is the source of this 1224-nucleotide messenger RNA. Lineage: Eukaryota; Fungi; Ascomycota; Sordariomycetes; Hypocreales; Nectriaceae. The record is from the annotation of a GenBank genome assembly.